Punica granatum (pomegranate) is the source of this 2502-nucleotide messenger RNA. Lineage: Eukaryota; Viridiplantae; Streptophyta; Magnoliopsida; Myrtales; Lythraceae. The record is from RefSeq and is a predicted model, not a curated record.
CUCUCCUCCUCCCAUUUUCCUCGACCGUACCGUGGGUGAUUUUUCCAUCUGGGAAUCUGAGCGUAGGGUUUCUGGGCGUCGAUUGUUAGGAUCUUAUCGAUUUCCGGCGAAAUCCGAGCUUGUUUAUUGAGGUUGACAUGGCCAACGGUGGUUGUGAACGGGAAGACAUUGAUCGCCGCGUGGAUCGCUCCGACGCCGGGGAAUCCGAGGAUUUCCCUUCCGCUGUUGGAUCUGGUGCGAGCGCCGGGGCUUCCAGGGGGGAGAUCGGCCUGGCGGAGCGGCUGGCGGAGGCUCUUGUGGAGGACGGCGACGGGGAUCUCUUGCUCCAGCAGAGCAAUCGCGAGGAUAGGGUUCUGCAGUGGCUGCAGGCGCUGGAUAUGCAGGUUAUCGGUGCCUGUCGCGCUGAUGAGAGGUUGAAGCCCUUGUUGAAGCUCAACGCGUCCAGCGGCUUGGCCGAGGAUCGGCUUCUGGCUCACCUAAGUCAGCAUUUCGAGCCAGCUGAAGUUGGCAUGUUAGCGAGGUGCUUUUGCAUGCCGCUCGUUUCCAUUCGCGUUGGAAAGAUCAACAAGCAGGGAGCUCUACUUUGCCCAGCUCCUACUAGGGGAAACUUAAACCUCACUCUAUUGCCAACAUCUGAUCUGCGUUUAUCAUAUGUUGGUGAUGAUGGUCAAAUGGAACGCAUAGUUACUUUGAGCAACAAUUACGAGAGCUCUGCUGUCACUAUUGAGGAAAUAUCCCAGGAUACUUCUGGUCGAUCAUUUGUUAUAAAGAUUCCAGAUGGGAGAGCGUUCUUCUGGUGCUCGGAGAAAUCAAAGCUCUCGGGAGUUGAAUUGCUCGGAAAGAUGAAAGAUCUACUCUGUAGGAGACCCUCUGUUGCUGAAUUAACAGGAAUUGAUGAGUCACGACUUGAGUGCUUCGCGACUUAUAUUCGAGCUUAUCUUAUGGGAUCAGCUGUAUGUAACACUCAAGCCAGUGUGUCAAUCUCCCCUGCAGUAUCUACAGUUACGACCCUCGGUAGUAUGAGCAAGAAUGCACAGUCAUCUUCUGCAUCAGCAUCUAAACCCCUGCCGUCGCUGAGUGCCAGCUCUCAGGCAACAAAAGUCAAUUCCCUCUACCAAGGUAGCCUUAGUCCAAGAAUAAGCUCCUUCAAAGAAGCCGUUCCCAGAAGCUUCUUAUGUUCAAGAAGUAGUGUCACCAGAGAAAAGUUGAAGAAACGGGUGGAAUAUACCCUCACAGCAGUGGACGAUUCAUCGACUGCAUCCCAACUUCCACCAGGUACCCCCAAUUCAAAAACUGGUGAUAUUGUGAAGUCGGAAGGACACAUUAUCAACCCAUUCUCUCCGGGUUUUCUAGAAUCCCUCGGGAAACUGACGAUCCCCCCUAGUCUAAGCUCAGUAUCUCAAGUACCUUUCACUGCUCAGCCCAUUUUCUCGCCGUAUUACUGUUGGUGCCCUCCUGGUGCAUCGACUUCUCAACGCUCGUUAUCAGCUCCCAAUCUCCUUUCUCCGGCCAAUGAUUCUAUUCUUCCACCCCCUUCUCUCCUCCAACCAGCACCAUCAGCUCCAUCUAUAAACUUGGCUGAUCUGCCGCCGUUUGAUUUCCCUGCUUUCCUGCCUGAUCCUUUGGUCUGCCUACCGAAGCCUGCUUCUCAGCAGAUACCGACCUUCACACCCUUGAUAUGUGACCCGAUUGUCCACGUCCCAGUCAUAGAUGUGUGCUCUGCUGGGCAGGGUUACCUGGUCAGUGCGGGACCUACAGUCUCGACCAACAUAUCACCGUUGCAUCCAAAACUCAUGAAUCCUUUGAUCCCCGAGACUGAUUCCAUGGUUGAAGAAGGUGCAAGGAAGACCCUCCGGCUUCUGCUCAGUAGGUCAGGGCCGACCAACCCACCCUUCAUGGGGGUCUUGCCAUUGCCUGCUGUAUUAGGGGAUGAGAAGCCAAGCGGUGGUGCCAUUGUUUCUGGAAGCAGGGGCCUGUACUGUGGGACCCGGGACGUUGAUGCUAUAAUUGCGAGCAGCUUUGCUACCAUGGGACUGAUCACGAAGCCCGAGAGUAAGGGGUGCGGUGACGACUCUUGUUCUGAUGACGAUAACGUCAAGGAAGAUGGAAAUGCAGGUUUAUGUGAUGUGACCAAAGGAAGCAGCACAUGAUACGAUUUUGUUAAUAGCAUCUGUACAUCAUUAUGAUAUGCACAGCUUCUUGGCGUCGUCAACUGUAAUCAGUCAACCAACCUGAUUGCUGCGUCGGGUCCACGGUGUUUUUGUGGGCAGGGCAUUGUUAGCCUUUUGCAUGUGCGACUUGUCGAAGAUGGGUAGAACCUUCAUGUUUUUGGUUACCGAGGUAGAAGAUGUAGAUAUAUUUCUACAUUUGCAGUUAGUAAUCAAAACCAUCAAUGAAUUGUUAAAAGUAGAGGUUCCUUUUGCUGUAAACAGACUUUACUUUCUCUACUCGGUGUACUAGGAGCAUGGUCUAUAUCGAAUGCAAACGUUUCCGUUCUCUCUA